Messenger RNA from Apiotrichum porosum, 240 nucleotides. RefSeq lists its product as uncharacterized. Lineage: Eukaryota; Fungi; Basidiomycota; Tremellomycetes; Trichosporonales; Trichosporonaceae. Bases 1 to 240 code for a protein of 79 amino acids. The record is from RefSeq and is a predicted model, not a curated record. The transcript is spliced from 2 exons.
AUGCUGUUCAUGCUCGAGCUCCGUCCCAACUGCGAAUGGUGUGACCGCGACCUCCCUCCCGAGUCCCACGACGCCUACAUUUGCACAUUCGAGUGCACAUGGUGCACCGACUGCGUCAACACGCAUUUGAACAAGACUUGCCCUAACUGUGGAGGCGACCUUGCGAAGAGGCCAAUCCGCCCCGCCGACAAGCUUGUCAAGUUCCCCGCAUCCACCAAGCGUGUGCUCCAGCAGAAGUGA